Mesorhabditis spiculigera is the source of this 810-nucleotide messenger RNA. Lineage: Eukaryota; Metazoa; Nematoda; Chromadorea; Rhabditida; Rhabditidae. The record is from the annotation of a GenBank genome assembly.
AUGGGGAGCUGUGGUGUUGUCAGAAGGCCCUCAACGGUAAAAGAUGAGGAUGAUCGAUUUUUCGAGGAGCCCACGCCGUCCACGUCGAAAAAGGCCCAGGCGCUGAGCCCCUACAUGAACCGAAAGCCCGGCGCCGGCGAGUCGUACGAGCCCACCCACUUUGAACACCUUGCGAACGUCGGCACUCAUGGCGUCGGCAUCAUCCCGAGCAUCCUCGCCUUCUACUACAUCAUCGACGCGUCGCAUCGAGAUCUCCAAUACAUGCUGAUGGUCAUCUACGGCAUCUUCACCACCAUGCUCUUCUCGGCGUCCACCCUCUACCACUACUACGAAAUGAUUUACAGGCCCUUGAAGCAGAAACAACGUUUGCGGUACUACCUCCACAUCUGCGACCGCGCCGUCAUCUACUUGUUCAUUGCGGCUUCGUAUACGCCGUGGCUGACGCUGCGCCACUGCGGGUAUCCGGGGCUGAAUCUGAAGUGGAUGAUUUGGGUCUUCGCUAUCCUCGGCAUCCUCUACCAGUACAAUUUUCAUGAAAAGUACAAGACGCUGGAGACGAUACUCUACGUCCUCGUCGCCACCAUUCCGUCGGUUGCCAUGUUCACGAUGAACGACCGCUCCGGAUUGGAGCUGAUGAUGGCCGGCGGGGUGGUUUAUAUCAUGGGCGUGAUUUUCUUCAAACUCGACGGUGUCGUCCCGUUCGCCCACGCCAUCUGGCACGUCCACGUCUUACUUGGCUCUGCCGUGCACACCUACGCCGUCUACGUCUCGCUGAUCGGCCCUGACCAUCUGAAUCCAGUGCCAGCCGUC